Symbiodinium sp. CCMP2592 is the source of this 1650-nucleotide messenger RNA. NCBI's taxonomy places the organism in Eukaryota, Dinophyceae, Suessiales, Symbiodiniaceae. The record is from the annotation of a GenBank genome assembly.
AUGGAGUCGGAUGCGCACUCUGUGCGUGUUGUUUUGACAGCUGUGGCACCUCCACCACCGCACCCUCACCUGUCAGAACUUUUACCCAGAGAGCAUCGACAGGUACGCAGAGAACCCUCCAGAGACCCGCCGGAGGAUCUUGGCGAUGCCUUGCUGGGGAGACAUUCGAAACUCUAUCAGCGGCGGAGAGAAGUGGAAGCCGAGCUCAAACAAGAGUUCAGCUUGCCAGAAGAGGCGACUGCGGUACUGCACGAGUUAAGAUCGAGGCGAUCGACGCCGCUUGGGUGCCCUCCACCCGUGCCUAAACCGCGCAUGGGCAAGUCCAAGCUUCCGCCCAUUCCAAAGCUGCCCGAGCAACAUCGGCCGCCACGCUGGGGGGUUGGAGACGCCUCGGAGAACAUCGAUCCCACAGCGCAGGCACAUGCCCAGACACCAUGGUGGAAGUUGGAGCAAGAGACCUUGGCUAGGCGGAGUUCCGAGAGGCAGCUGAGAGCUGAAGAUGUUGACCAGCGUGACCCAGAAGAAGUUGGCGAGGACUGCACUACGUUUGACCGAACCUUGCAAAAGCGCCCUCAGAGUUGGAGAAUGGGCAGACCUGAUCAGCUGAGGAGCCGUGGAGAAAGCGCGAGCCAGCAGGAUGUCGCGCGAUUGCCGCGCAUUCAGCAGCACCAGGAAGAAGGAGGGCAUGGCAAUCAACCGUGGCGUCUCAAGGCACAAGAGCUGGAGGCAGUGGCUGCUGCACAUCGCCUCGCCCAUGCGAGACGCAAAGAGGCAGAAGCUGUGGGACGUGAACCGAAUGGAUACCCCGCUGCUGAAAGCGACGCUGCCGUCCGAGCACCCUUGUCGAGAGAGCAGCUCAAUGAGCUUCAUCGUCGUGAGGAGCUGCGUUUCGAGGAGAUGAGGCAAGAAGAGCUUCGGAGGCUACAGCUCGAGCGUGAAGAAGCCAAAAUGCGAAGACAGGAGCAGGAGGAAUGGGAGCACGCCAUGCGUCGCAAGUUCAUCGAAGAGGCAGAGCAGCUUAAAGCUGCCCGGCGAGCACAACGAGAAGUUGAGGAGCUGCAGGAGAAGAAAUGGAAAGAGGGAGCUCAGAGGCGCCAGGCAAUGAGGCAGGAGGAGGUUCGUGAGCGUGAAGAGGCCAAGAAGCGAAGACAGGAGCAGGAGGAAUGGGAACAAGCCAUGCGUCGCAAGAUUGCUGCGGAGGAGCAGCAGAAUGAGGAAUUCCGGAGGCGCCAGGCUGAAGAGAAGAAUCGAGCACAGGACCAUGGAACGGAGCCAAAGGCCAAGAUGGGCAUGGGCGCCUCUGAGUUCAGGUUUUCUGAGAGGCCACAUGUUGCACAGCCAUCGCCUCCUCGUCAUCCGCACCCUUCACAAUCCCCGCAGGGAGGUCGACGUGGAAGGUUUAAACCUACGAGCACGAGCGGCAGAAAUGCCGCUGACCUUAGAUCUAGCAGCGCUGAACUGCAAGCAGCGAAGUCAGCGGCUAUGCGACAGCUGAUCAUGUUGAAGCAAAAUCCCUCCAAAGAAGCCAGACACAAAGGCUUCAAGGAGCUCUUGCGUAUGUGGCACCCGGACAAAAACCCUGGGAGCGCAGAGGUUGCAACAACUGUCUUCCAAAUGAUCCAGGCGGAGAGAGGUCGUGUCUUCAAGUAG